Messenger RNA from Purpureocillium lilacinum, 5361 nucleotides. RefSeq lists its product as uncharacterized. The record is from RefSeq and is a predicted model, not a curated record. Lineage: Eukaryota; Fungi; Ascomycota; Sordariomycetes; Hypocreales; Ophiocordycipitaceae.
AUGAUGCCCAUGCAGCGCUCCUUGUCCUCGCCUGUCUGCACACGUUCCUCUCCCCCCGUGUCACCCACCGUUGCACACAUCUCGACCUCUCCCACCCCGUCGCCCGACGGCCAUGCUACCGCUCCCAAGCCUAGGCGCCAACGGUCGCGCAGCCCGUCCCGUGCGUCCGACGCCACCCAGAUUCUACCGCUGCGACGCGGCGAGGAGCCCCAGCGCCGCGGCCGCGCCCAUCGCCAGAGCCCGACGGCGACGUUUCGACGCCCGCUUGUCGCACAGCCCACGACACCCUCGCCUGCCGGCGCCCGCCGCGAUGUCAGGGACCGGUCCGCCACGCCUCCCCGUGCCCAGGCCGACAAGAUCCCGCAGGCCCGGUCCAAGCCCCUGUUGGACGACCUUUCCCUGUACACGAACCCGCAUCUAACCCGCGACAACGAGAGCACCACGCUCGAAGAGCUGGCCCACGUCGUCCGCCUGUCCAAAUACCAGGAGCGCAAGCGCGCCAACACCCGCAUCCGCUUACAUAGGAGCCUAGUCUCUACCGCCCUCAGUGCCCGGCUGACGAGAUGCGGCGAGAUUGCUCACCGCAACUUGGUUGACAACUUUCGCAAGGAUGACAAGGAUAGCUUCGCCCUGCUGUACAAUGCCAUUCACGAUGUCCGGAAGAGCUGCGACGAGCUGCGUCGAUACGCGCUGCUGGAGCCCGAGAUGGAGUCCCUUUCCUCCCCGGCCUUGGCUUCCUCUGACAGCUUGGACACGCCGACUAAUUCCGUAAUCGGCGUCGGACCGCUUCGCUCCAUUGCCCCCUUCCUGCAUGAUAUAUCUGCCUCGGCCAGAGAAACGUUCCUUGAUUUCUUGUCCCAGCUUCGCACCAACCCGGACUACUUGGCCACCCGGAUAUGCGCACUAACUAGCUCCGAGCUGAACGCGUUCCUCAGCUUCCACAAGGGCCUGGAGCCGGUUGAGUCGGUGCUACCCUUCCAUGGUCGUUCUGCCACCCGCUCCCACUCUGGCGCAUCUGGACGCAACGGGCAUAAUGCCGACAUUGAGCGGCUGCUUUCCUUCCAGCGGCACGACCCGCUGUCUAUCCUGAUCCAUACUUGCUUUGCUAACUCGGCGGGGCCAGACAGCUCAGAGGACCAGCGAAGGACCGAUAUCUGGUCCACCGUCUUGGCAAGGCUUAUCCAGCAGCCCAAAUCGAGCAGUGAGCAUUUUCUCAUAUCCGUCUUGAACAUUUGGACUGCCAUGCGGGAAUGGUCCGGCAAAUCCAACAUGGAGUGGUAUCUCAUGAAGAUCCUCGAAGACGGCGCUUUUCUUCUGGACAGGGCCGAGGACCAGCACGGAACCAGGUUCAACCUCUCGGAUUGGAACCAGUCCGACGAACUCGCCGCCAAGGCCUUCUAUGACAAGGCCGUGGACGAGCUCUUCGAGCUCGUGGAUGACGAAGACGCAACUGGCAUACCCGAAGGCCUGCUGGAGCUCGGCAACGCCAUCAUCACCAAGCUUGACAACAAAUACGUCGAAAACACGUCCAAAUGGUUUGUUUGGAGAUGUCUCUUCUUUGUCUUCCUCCUCGGAGUCAUUGUCCAUCCAGAGUCGUACGGUAUGCUGGCCGAAUAUCACAUCACGCCCUAUGCCCGGGAGAAGAUCUUGAAAAAGGUUGCCAUGAAGGCCCAUGAAUACGUUUCCAGCAUGUGGAGCGGUAAGCCUUCGGCCACCUGUGUCCCCGUCCAGGUACCGCCCAAGAUCAAGGCCCACGUCGAAGGGAUACUGGCCAGAUUCCAAGGCGCACGGUCCAAGGUGCCCGCUGCCAAGCUGCUUCCCGCCAGGUCCAUCACGUCUUUGAGAGAAACCGUCGAGGUCCAUCCAUAUUUGGUCAUCAGCCCCGCGGACUUGCUGACUUUGGUGAAUGCCCUGUUCCCUGAGAAGAGACCACUCUCGGCCGGCUCGAGCAUGCGGUCCGGCCAGGCUUCCAUUUCUGGCUUGUCGGCCAUCUCACAGCCCAUAGCCAUGGCGGGUAACAGGGCCAACUUCGAGACAGCGUCCAUUAUAAGCACGAGCGUCUCGUCGGCGCUCAGCGAUGGCGCCGCUUCUCGCGAGGGCCUUUCCGAUGACCACAAUACGGCUACACCACAACGCUAUAGCCCCCCGUCCGUUGACCCCGAGGCCCAAAGGCGCCUGAACAAGUACGAGGACGAUGGGUAUCGUCUGCGGCUUGCGCUUCACGAGCUGAGCCAGAACCUCGGGCCCGAGAAUCUCCGAGGAGCCUGCCACCCCUGCGCAGAACGGUGGGCUGUUCUCUUCAUAUCCUCUAAUGGGCGUGCGUUGUCUAUGAACAUGACCUAUGAUCCAGACGAUGAGCGUGAUGAAGAGGAUAAUUCCUCGAGCGUCGACACGGAUGACGAGGAUGGCGAGAGCGGCCCAGAGCUCGACAAGGACUACCACCAACUCCGAGACUCCAUCCUCAGGCUGGUUGAGGACUACGAGAUACCACGCAGCCUAGAACCCGACAGCGAGAGGGCUCAACUGAGCAAUCGAGCUUCGAGGCUCAAGAGGUACAAGUCGAAGACAAAGAUCAUCACCCCAGAGAAGACAAUGUCAAGCAGAAAUCCGUACCGAAACCACGUGGCCAAGGAGCCCACCCCGACUGCCGCGGACGGCGUUGACGACGAUCUGGAUCCCGUCCUAAUCACCAUGCUCAAGGCCGCUUCCGCACGGUCCAAGGCUCAGGCGGACUUUGUCUCGGCCCACGCAUACUGGAAGACCCUGAAACAACUCAAUGCGUUGGGCUCGCAGUCUCUCCGUGAGAAUGGAUUCGCCGUACUCAUCAACAUAUUUUCCCGUGGGCCCAAGGACUCGAUACGUAGGUCUGCGGCUGCCAUUGAGGAGUACGAUGCGUGGCUGGUUUGGCUCAAGCAGAGCCAAGAGCGGCAUGAGGGCCUCAUCGACCAGAUGAUGAAACGCGUCCGGGCUAUGCGAGACAAGAUGUGGUUUGUCACGGAUGUCCGGAACUCCAGAGAGUACGCACACAGCCGCGAUGUCUGCCAGGCGCUCAAGACAAUGGGGAUGCCCAGGCGGUGGAGCUCGUUUCAACGAUCGCGGACAAACACUGCUCGCGGGCACAGCGCCUCCUACCUCUACCGCACCGAAUCGCAGGUCAUGGACCUCUUGGCAGCCUCUGAAGAGCAGGGCGGGCCGAACAAGCUCAGCGACGACCAAGCCGAGAAGACUGCGCUGUGGCUCCAGCAGUACAAUGUGGAAAACUUUUGUCAGGGCGAAGAAAGAAUCCACCGGUUCUGCUGUGAGGUCGACCGCUGCAUAUCGCAACUGAUUGGCGAAACGAUCCGCGAGGCGCCGGUGCUGUGGUCGAGCGAGCUGUACAAGCGCGAUAAGAUCGUGUACGACCGGAUGCGAAUUCGCGAGCGCGAGCAGACCGCCGCAGCGGACGACAAUUCGAGUCUCCUUAGCGACGGUGACCGCCGCUUCCACUCGUCCUUGAACCGUCAUGGCGCGUAUGCGCGGGAUCUCAGGGGCGUUAGCAGCCCGCACCAUCAUGACUCGGCCCGCGCUGGUGGCCACAGAGCCGGCGCUCAUCUUUCCGACAUCGUGGACGGCCAGGAAUACUUUGAGAAGGCAUCGCCAAUCCAUACCAUUGACUCCGCCAGCACGUUCUGGUCACCAUUUCAACCUGCCAUGUCCCCCGGCUCGAUGGCUUCGCGAGCCUACUCUCCAACGACCAGCCUCACCAACCUCUCGACGACGUUUUCGGGACCACUGUACCACUCACAGCUGCCAUCAAGCUCCAGUGUUUCUUUUGGGCGACCGACCACAUCGGCGUCGUCCAACGAGACUGUCUUCCCCCUGAGAGCUGAAGACGAAAAGAGCCGCUUUCUGAACGAGCUGAGGCAGUCGGUAACGAGCUUAUUGCUGUCCGACCUUGGGAACCUUGUACUUGCCCGGGGAUCCGAGACAGACGUCUGGUUCGACAACCUUGGUCAGCAGUGCAUCGAUAGGAAAGAGGCGCUCGAUCGACGUGCCCGCCGCCGGUCCGAGAGAAGGGACAAGGAAAGGCAGAGCAAAAGCUCUCCUAGGCCGAGGGUCAUCGAGAAGAAGAAGAGCUGCAACAACCUGCGCGGCGUUGGAGACGGAACAGGCGAGCGCUCUUCAGCCACACCCGAAAUAACGGCGAAAGUCGAGCAUGAUCCCCAAACUCUCGGCAGUGGUGAUGGUCAUGGCUGGCCGGUGCCAAAAGAAAGUGCUCCCGACUUUCCGUUCAAGAAGGCGUUUCAAAGACUACUCAACAUGUUUUCCGUCCACCCGAACCCUUAUGCCAAGCUCAAUGCGCUCAACGAGCUGGAGCACCUCAUCGUGGCAUCGUUGCUGUCCAACGGGUCGAAGAGAAUGAGAGCGAGUCGAUCAGAUGCUGGCUCGAGCGUUGUUGAAGAUGGCGGAGGCACCAACCGCCAUGCGCAACUGGAAGGCACAAUCGAUAACGUCAAGGAGCGCCGCUCCCAGGCUCUGCAAUCGGCUCUCCCGUCGACGGGCCUGGUCUACCAGUCUCGCCAGUCUAACUCGGAAACGCGCUCCAUCUUGUCGGGGGGUGCGACGAAUACGGAUGCAAUCACAAAGGAACUGCAGAUGCUCUUUCGCGAUCCGUCCAUUCGGCCAAAGUCUUUGUUCCGCGACCUUCAGAUGAUUGCUUCUUUUGUCCCACCCAGCAUCCUAGACAGAUCGGACAAGGGCAAGGCGUUUUGGAACACGGGGUUGGCGGCUCUGAAGGUGAAGUCGGAGGUAUGUCGGACCAUGGUGGAGAUGGCCGACGAGAUUAUCGCCGCUCGUGCGCACACGCGCAAAUCGGCAGGGGAGGGGGGCGUGCCCGUGGCAGAGGCGGUCCCUUCUGCGACGGGCACACCGCCGCCUCCGUCAAGCACAUACAAGCUGGACGAUGCGGGCAAGAUGUGGGCGAUCACAGCCAAGGAGGGGUACGCAACGGCGCAGCGUGAGCUGGCUCUCUUCUACCUGGCGAACCCCGAGUUUGUGGAGAGGACGACGCUCCCGCUGUCCAAACCCAGGGAGGUUUUCAAGCAGGUCGUCAUGGAGAAGUACGGACGCAGUGAACGAGUGCGAGGCAACAUGGGAGGGCCUAACGUGGGCGGGAUGGGCGGUGGCAGCGGAGCCAUGCGCCCACAAGGCGUUUCGGCCAACCCCGCAGACGGGCCAGCCAUGGGCACCAACGAAGGGGACGUCAGGAACGACGCGGGCCUCAUGUGUGUGGCGGUGCACUGGAUGGAAGCAGCCGAGCAGGGCGGCGACGAGCUGGCGACGAGCUUCCUGCGGCAGAACGAGUUUGCGGGUCUGCCUUGA